GCUUCUAAUGAUAGUUUGAUAACGGUUCAUUUACGAUUAUCUGUACCAAAUGUUUAUACACGUUUAUGCAUUAAAAUGGGCAAUAAAGAAAUGAUCUCUGCUGAAGGUUUUGGUGCAGCAUGUAUUUUUGCUUAUAUUAUAUUAGCUGAUACAAUAAUAGAUGACAAAAAUAGUCAAACAUCUAAUUCAGGGCGUCUAUUAGAAGUGAAUAAAGGUGACAAUGUCAAAUUAAGUAUAAAAGAUGUGACCAAUUCAAAAGUUAUAUUGAAUAAAUUGAAUAGUACUAAAGUACCUCCAAGAAGAUCUGCAUCAGUGAAGAAAAAUAUGAAACCGGGA
Molecule: messenger RNA, 336 nt
Organism: Schistosoma intercalatum
Lineage: Eukaryota; Metazoa; Platyhelminthes; Trematoda; Strigeidida; Schistosomatidae
Source: the annotation of a GenBank genome assembly